Molecule: messenger RNA, 1140 nt
Organism: Populus trichocarpa (black cottonwood)
Lineage: Eukaryota; Viridiplantae; Streptophyta; Magnoliopsida; Malpighiales; Salicaceae
Exons: 2
Coding region: 181-729 (182 amino acids)
Source: RefSeq, a predicted model, not a curated record
UUUCUAGGAAGUUUCCGCCUUUCCUUUCAAAAUCCAAACAUUAUUGACGUUACUGAACACCACCUUCCUCUACCUCCAUCUCUUGAUGCAUCAAAACCUCUUUAAUUCUCUACUAAAACCCUAACAAUAACAAACUUCUUCAGCUAACCUUUUAUUUUGAAAAAAGUAUACACAUCAACAAUGACUUCCCGUUCUCCAUUCACCUUUCGCCACGUCAUCGAAAGCAGGCACCGUCGUUCCACCUCCGAGAGGUCGUUGGAGACCUUCCCACCGGAGAGAUACUCGGGCCUUGUACGGCGUCGAGGAGGGUUGAUAUCGGUUCCCAGAAAUCUUAUCUCGGCGAAGCAGAAAAAUGAGUCAUCGUCAAAGAGAGUGCUGACGAAGUUGCUGCUGAAUGUAAAUAUAGAAAGGAGUUUAGGGCCUGUUCAUGUUAUUUUGUCACCAGAGAAUACAGUGAAGGAUUUGGUAAAGUCAGCGAUUGAUAUUUACGUAAAGGAAAGGAGAAGGCCACUCUUAGAGCAGAUUGACCCCGAUCGGUUUGAGCUCCAUUACUCACAGUUUAGCUUGGAAAGUUUGAAGCCAGAUGAGAAGUUGAUAAACUUGGGGUCUAGAAAUUUCUUCUUGUGCUCGAAGCCUUCAAACGCAGUCAAUUCUUCUUGCACAGAGGGAACAAAGAUGGCAAUUAAAUACCCAUUUCCAUUGACAAAGUUGAUGGAUUUCUUGCUAUAACUCCUUCCGUUUCUCUAACUUGUAAACGUUGAUGAUGCCUUGUGCGGUGCCUCUUUACCUCCCCAAAAAGGAAAGAGAAGAUCCAUCAACAUUUACAACUUAGCAUAAUCUGUAAACAGUGAGCGAUCAUCCCUUGAUUUUCAUACCCCAGAGCACUCCUCCUAGCUAUGCAUAUAGCAUUUCCUGUGAUACGGUCACGGCACAUUACUGGUGAUCAGUUGGAGAAUCAGCUUUACACUAAUCAGCUUCUUGUUGUGCAGAUGGGAAUUGAAAAUUCUACAUUUUUAUGCUGGGCAGAUAAAUUCUAUAUUAGAGUUAAACUAUUUGUGCACCCGUACUUGCACAGAUGUAAUUUCUAUGUAAAAACGUUGGUUCGAUUUAGCAGUAGUGAAAUUUUACACUUUUGUUUGA